AUGUCUAAAGACACGGAGGCCAAGAGCGAGGAGAUUAUGGAGUCGAGGGUGCUCUGGUACCCGGAUUCGAAACGAAACACACAAAUGGACCGAUUCCGGAGUCUAGUGAACCGAGUCUUCGGGCUGCAUCUGGCUAAUUAUAAUGACCUGUAUCAGUGGUCUGUGGACUCUUAUCCAGAGUUCUGGGCACAGGUUUGGAGAUUCGGUGGCAUCACUUGUUCGAAGAUGUAUGAGGAGGUGGUUGAUGUGUCUAAAAGGAUAUCCGAUGUACCUGAGUGGUUUAAAGGCAGCAGACUGAAUUAUGCAGAGAACCUGCUCAAGCACAAAGAUCAAGACAAAGUGGCUCUGUAUGCUGCAACUGAGGCAAAAGAGGAGAUCGUGAAGGUGACUUUCGGGGAGCUGAGGCGUGAUGUCGCUCUCUUCGCUGCUGCCAUGAGGAAGAUGGGCAUCAAAACUGGAGACAGGGUUGCAGGAUAUCUUCCCAACGGGAUUCAUGCUGUUGAGGCUAUGCUCGCUGCUGCCAGUAUCGGUGCCAUCUGGAGUUCAACCUCUCCAGAUUUUGGUGUCAAUGGAGUUCUCGACCGAUUUUCUCAGAUCCAGCCCAAGUUGAUCUUCUCAGUAGCAGCUGUUGUGUAUAACGGCAAGCAGCACGAUCACAUGGAGAAACUCCAAAACGUUGUUAAAGGUCUCCCUGACCUGAAGAAGGUUGUGGUCAUUCCAUACGUUCGCUCUCGACAGGAGACUGACCUCUCCAAGAUUCCCAGCAGCGUGUUCCUGGAUGACUUCUUGGCCACAGGUAAAGAAGGGGAUCAGGACCCUCAGCUGGAGUUUGAGCAGCUGCCCUUCUCUCAUCCUCUCUUCAUCAUGUACUCUUCUGGCACCACAGGAGCUCCCAAGUGCAUGGUGCAUUCUGCUGGGGGCACUCUCAUCCAGCAUCUUAAAGAACACAUUCUCCAUGGCAACAUGACCUACAAUGAUGUCAUCAUAUAUUACACUACGACGGGCUGGAUGAUGUGGAACUGGCUGGUGUCCUCUCUAGCCGUCGGGGCUUCUGUGGUCCUGUACGAUGGCUCGCCUCUUGUUCCCAGUGCCAAUGUGCUCUGGGACCUUGUAGACCGUCUGGGAAUCACGAUUUUUGGGACCGGAGCGAAGUGGCUGUCUGUGCUGGAGGAGAGAAAUCUGAAACCUGUAAACACACACAACCUGCAGACCCUCCACACACUCCUCUCUACAGGAUCUCCAUUGAAGCCUCAGAGCUAUGAGUAUGUGUACAGCUGUAUUAAGAACAAUGUGCUACUGGGAUCCAUAUCAGGUGGCACAGACAUCAUUUCAUGCUUCAUGGGUCAGAACAUGACGGUGCCGGUUUACAGAGGGGAAAUUCAGGCCCGAAAUCUGGGCAUGGCCAUCGAGUCCUGGAACUGUGAAGGUAACCCUGUUUGGGGCGAGAGCGGAGAGCUGGUGUGUUUGAAGCCCAUCCCGUGUCAGCCCACUCAUUUCUGGAACGACGAGAACGGCAGCAAAUACCACAAAGCCUACUUUUCUACCUUCCCAGGAGUCUGGGCCCACGGUGAUUACUGUAAGAUAAAUCCAAAAACGGGAGGAGUCGUCAUGCUGGGGAGAAGCGACGGAACAUUGAAUCCUAAUGGAGUUCGGUUUGGGAGCUCAGAAAUUUAUAACAUUGUGGAAGCCUUUGAGGAAGUUUCCGACAGCCUUUGUGUCCCUCAGUACAACAGCGAUGGAGACGAGCGGGUGAUUCUGUUCCUGAAGAUGGGACCCAAUAAGAGCUUCAGUCAGGAGCUAGUGGGGAAGAUCCGCAGCGCUAUCAGAGUAGCUCUCUCUGCACGACACAUACCAGCCUUGAUCCUGGAGACCAAAGACAUCCCGUACACUAUCAGCGGAAAGAAGGUCGAGGUCGCAGUAAAGCAGGUGAUCGCAGGUAAGGACGUCACUCAGCGAGGGGCUUUCUCAAACCCGGACUCCUUAGACCUCUACAAGAACCUACCUGAACUCCUGAACUUCUGAGCGCUUGCGUGAGGUACAUCUGAACUCCUGAAAGUCCUGCGUUUCUGGGUCCCUUCGGAGGGUUCAGAUUUUACCUGUUGGACCUUCUGGAAGAAUUCCUAGAGCUUUUUAAAUGUCAAAGUUCUUUGUUUUCUCUACCUGUUGCUACAAACUCAACUAACCGUUGGAACGGAUGGAGUCUGUGCAUGUAGCACUUCCUCCAAAGUCUAACUGGUUCCUCUUGGAUAGAAAGUUGUGUGCCAUUUUAUGCGAUUCCGACUUGGAUCUUAAAGGGAUAUUUUAUCUGCUUUUGUUAUUUUUGUUAUUGCGUCCACCAAGCAUUAUUCCCAUGAGACGUACUGAACUAAUUCACAAACCAGUUGUCUUCAUCUAUGAUGUCAGUCCCAUAUCUAUAAGACAAAGUCACUUUAAUCUUAAUUGAAGGUGUAGGAAAAUCUGUGAAUCUUUUUAAGCUCUAAAAUGACACUUUAUUCUCAUAAAUCUUCAGGAAUCAAAUUCACAUGUUACCGAACAUUGGGGAUUUCUCUUGUGGUAAAAAUGGGAGCCAUUUAUGUAGUAAUACUGACUUUUUGGGUCAAACCAACUGUUUCCCAGAACUGGUAACAUCUAUGAAGCAAAGUAUUACUGGUACAGUUUCCGGAUUACGACCUGUUGCCAUAAUGAAAUCAGUGCAACUGACUUCCCGUCUGGAAACAUAAAUAUAUUUAUAUUUUUAACCAUAGUAAAUAGUGGUUCAUCACAUCUGCUGUAUUUGUAGAGUAUAUUAUGCUGUCCAGAACUACUCUCUGUUGUCUACUAAAGCUGAUGUAGCUCACUGGCCAAAAAGAUUUCCUUAUAUUUGUACAUAUAUACUGUAUAUAUUUGAUUCUGUAUAUGCAGCUGCAUGUUUUGUGCUACACUAGCCUCUUUCUCUGUCUCUUUGGGUGCACCUUAUAUCAAGUUUUCAUCAACAACUGAAGCUCAUCUUCAGCCAUUCUUUGGUAUAUAGCUUUAUCUUUGCUGUCCCCAAAUACACUGGCUUACUUUUGUCCUGUUUCCCGUCAUCUGAAGACCGCAUAAACAUAUGGAAAGAGCAGCUUUGUUUGUGGUUUGAGGUUUUGAAAGUCAGCGAGACUGAGUGACAUGAUAUCCAGACAACAUUAGAUUAUAUAAUGUUUGCAUUAAGAGUAAAGUGAAGAAUUCUGGCCAGUUGAAAUGCAUCUAAAACCACAAUGAAAACUAGAAAAUAUUGAUUUAUGUUGGAUCGGAUACAAGCUCUUUGACGUGUACUGAUGAUGCAUUUACACUCGCUCUGCAGCGUAUCACAGAAACAUUUAGCAACAGCAUGCCACCAUCCAGAAAAUCCUUUUGGUGUGACACUGAGAGGAUAUGCUACAGCUGCUCGCAACAAAGGCCUAAAAAAAAAGACUGCGUUUUUAAUUUUUAAAAAUAAUGUUUUACUUUUUUUGCUAAUAAUGUCAUUUCAGCAGUUGUUUACAACAGAGAAGCCCCACAUGCUAGUAUUGAUGUACAUUUCAAGUUUUAGAGGGUCAUAUUUUUGGGAUAAGUUUGGAAUUUUUUUCUGUUCUGGGUUUGUUACACAUUGGAAAGUGAAUUUUUAACCUGUGAGUAAAUCCAUUUGACCUCAGUGAGGACUCCUUACUUGGUUUCCUAAAUAGAAACCACACACUACAGAUCAUACACGAUAAAGGUUAGGCGUAAUGAAACUCAUAAGCAUGGACUGGCCCUUUAAAAGACUUGUUUCUUUCAAAUUGAAAUGGUUCAGGAUGGAGGUGCAGAUGGCAAGCAGUUGUGCAGAUCGCCUGAAUUACAUCAGUCCUUAUUUCCGCUUCAGACAAGCAGGGAUGGCUCUGUUUCACCUCAUGACCACCCUCGUGCCACCAUAUGCCCCAUAUCUGCUCAGUUUUGCUGACAGGACAUGCCUGGUCUGGGACUGUGGACAGAAGGAAAGCUACCCAAUCCUCAUUUAUUGACAGUCACUGUGGAUUUCACUGUAACCUAUGGCUGGUUGCAAACAUAGUUGUCCCCCAACAUUUAUUAAAUUUCAUGAACAUUCCAAGGAGAUCUACCUUUUUUCCUGCUUCUUUUUGAUACAUGGAAAUACUGAAAAUAUUGGAAAUAAUUUUCCUUAUUAGCAUAUUACAUUACAUGCAUUUGGUGCACUACUAGUAAACGAAAGGUGUUUUCUCCUCAGUGGCUAAUUUAGUAUUCCUGCUUUGAAAUAAUAUUAUUGUACAUCGCAGAAUGUGAAUAAUGAUUACUAAUAUAGUUGAGAAUAUAUUUGUUAUGAAUAUAUUAUGCCCAUAAGCUGUAUAUCCUUGAACCGCUUCAGUUAUGUCCACUAGAAGCAUACAUGUAUUUCAUGUAUAAAGAUGCUUAUUGUACUCCUAAUUAAAGAACUAAAAAAUAA
Molecule: messenger RNA, 4432 nt
Organism: Carassius auratus (goldfish)
Lineage: Eukaryota; Metazoa; Chordata; Actinopteri; Cypriniformes; Cyprinidae
Product: acetoacetyl-CoA synthetase
Exons: 18
Coding region: 1-2022 (673 amino acids)
Biological process (GO): lipid metabolic process; positive regulation of insulin secretion
Molecular function (GO): acetoacetate-CoA ligase activity
Source: RefSeq, a predicted model, not a curated record